Molecule: messenger RNA, 2595 nt
Organism: Letharia columbiana
Lineage: Eukaryota; Fungi; Ascomycota; Lecanoromycetes; Lecanorales; Parmeliaceae
Exons: 3
Coding region: 1-2595 (864 amino acids)
Source: RefSeq, a predicted model, not a curated record
AUGUUCUCUCCGCCCCUCACCUUCUACGGUGCUACGGCCAUCUACAUCUCCUCCCAUUUCCUCAUCCAUAUCCUGUCCACUACCUUUCGUGUGCCCUACCUUCAUUCUGACUGGCUCUGCUGGUCCUUCCUCCUCCUUGCUGCCAAAUUCAUCCUUCCUCCCAAGCAUGAUGGUCAAGAUGCCAACACACAACAAUCAGAUAAACUGGCUCUGGCUGUUGCUGCUGUGUGCGCCUUUCGUACCAUAGGUGGAGUCGACUGGGCGCUCCCACUACUCACGCCCUUGUCUCUGCUCAUCACACAACAAGCUUCUAACAAAACCCUUCAAGUCGAGUCGCUCGAGAAGGCUCAGCCGGUCGGAACGGUCGCCUACCGUGGACUCUUUUCUUUGACAUCAGCCCCGGCCCUUGCUCUUAUCCCAGCCGUACUGUCUGCAACUUGGCUUCUACCAGCACCGUAUUCAGCAUGGCAGAUUUGCGCCGGAGUCACUUUCGCCCUCGUCCUAAUAGUGGCCUACAUGUUGAUUCACGAACAAACGGACGAACCGUUGUCAGAGCAGGACGCGGACCGGAUACCUUUACCGUCUCCUGCAGCAUCAUGGCGGGCCUUAGCUGUACUGACCAUAAUGUUGCUGAUUGCGCCCAAAACCUUCUCGCCAACAAAGUUUUCCGAGCCAGUCACCUUGGUUGUCGUUGCGAUGCUGAAGUCUGUACAGUGGGUGAUGGUUAUGGAAUUGGUGCGCAAAGGAUUCUUGACGCCCCUUACGACAACUUCGACGUUUGCUGUCAGCACCAUACGAACCUUCCAUUUGCAAGCUACAACGGGAAGAGCUGGACUUGUUGCUAGCGUCGCCCUCAUCAGUCUUUUUCAGACACACAGAUUCGUUCAAAAAACGUCCUACAACCGGAGGAUACUGUCAGCUAUCGGCGGCGUAUUCGUGCUGGGAUUGGUCCUAAACCAGCCUAUGUCUGAUAACCGCGCAUUGCAAGGGACGUGGAUGGGCUCUCUCGUUGCAGGUAACGAACCGCAUCCAAUCGAAUUGCUGGUCAAUGAAGCGAAUGAAGAGUUCAAGUCCAUGGUUGAAGGUCAGUCCAAGACGCUGCCGGAUGCUAUUGCAGAAUACAAGAGAAGAUACCGUAUGGAACCGCCGCCGGGAUUUGAUCUCUGGUUCAAGCUUGCCAUUGAAUCAAAGUGUACGAUAGUGGAUAACUUCGAUACCGUUAUGCAGUCUCUGGAACCCUUCUGGGGCAUUACCGCAAAAGAGAUGCGAGCAAGAGCCGACAUGUUUACACAGGUUCCCCUAGCCAAGUGGGCUUUAAGAGGCAAAAAGCCCGUCAAGCUGAAGGACUCGCUGGUGUUGGGGGGUUUCAACGAAGUGCUUGGCGCGUGGUUGGAGCGUUUCAAGGACAUUCUUCCUGACGUGGAGAUAACCAUCAAUGGCCUUGCCGAACCCAGAGUGAUAGUACCAAAUGACAGACUAGAUCAUCUCAUCCGAACAUGUCCGAGGGUAGACCCCACAGCAACCGACGACCAACAAAGAAAGCCGCUCGAAAUAAUGGAUCUGGGGAAGGAUAAGUCAUGGCAAAUAGGCACAAGAUCAUGUCCCGAGAACUCUCCCAGUCGAUCUAUUUUGCUACCUGCGGAGGAAGAAGGGUUGCAAUUCAUCAGGAACGUCACCAAAAGCAAAGACGUAUGCGAAGCGCCGGAGGCUGCCAUGUCCCACGCAAUGUUCCUCGCGCCUUACAAUUUGAAAGUCACAGAUACCCUGGUACCGGUUUUCUCCCAUGGUAAACCAUCUUCAUCUCAGGAUAUCCUCUACCCCAGUCCGGAUUACAUUGAGGGUUACCACAAGAGUAAUUACAACGAGACCGAGGAUCCAUUGUGGGAGAAUAAAACCAAUCAACUGUAUUGGACCGGCAGUGACACCGGAGGCUACGCGUCAGGAGACAAUUGGCGUCACUUUCACCGCCAACGCUUCGUCGACAUGGUCACGAACAGUAACAACGAGAUCUCCGUACUCAAGCGUGUCCAGUCUGGUCGGUUCGGCAAAUCCACUCGCUGGGAGGAGCGCAAACAAACGAUGGCCAGCCUCUCUGACCUUGUACACGUUCAUUUCACCUCCAUGGAUAUUUGCGCGGGAUCGGCUUGCUUCGAAGAGAAGCAGGCUCUACCUGUCGGGAAGGGAGAGAAUAGAUCUGCAGGCUACGGUUCGAAAUUCCUCUUUGAUGUUGACGGCAUGGGCCGAACCGAGCGCUACUAUCGUCUAUUGGGCUCCAGAAGUACUGUCUUCAAGCAGACUAUGUAUCAAGAGUGGCACGAUGACCGCAUCGUGCCCUGGGUUCACUUUGUACCGGUCAGCUUGGGCAUGCGAGAAUUGCCUGAGAUAUUGAACUUCAUGGCGAAAGAUGAAAAGGGUCAGGUGAUUGCUAAGAACAUUGCUGAUGCGGGCAGGAGAUGGCAGCAGACUGCAUUGAGGGAGGAGGAUAUGGAUCUGGCGUUUUUAAGGAUUAUGCUGGAGUAUGCAAGGCUAACAAGCGAUGAAAGGGACCAAAGUGGGAUGUGUCCCCGGGGUAGGGUAAGAGUCACCGGCAGAUGA